UCAGCAUGUUUAUGACAUGUGACUCAGAUGCAGCCGUAUUUAUAUUGAACGUGUCAUUAACAAGCACGUUUUGCCUUCGUCGCGAGUGUAAAAGCCUGAAGCCCGCCGUUGUGCUGCUUUUAGCCGUAAGUGAUUGGUGCGCUGUUGUUAUGAGAUCUUUUUAUCGACUUUCUCGCGAUAAAGACUUGUGGUUUGUUACCUCCUGCAUCUGUGAACAACCUCAAGUUCUGCUUCAAACAGGUAACUACGUCAGAUAUUUAUCUAAUCUUUACUUUUAAGUAACUGUCUGGUUACCAUAUAUUUUUAAUAUCUAUGACAGGAAGUUUCGUUUUCGUCUUAGUGAUUCAAAAACGGUACACGUACAGUUCUGGUUUAAAGGACAAAAGCCCUUCUUUGUUAUGUCUUAACAAAACAAUGGAAAAAUAAUGUCUGGUUACCAUAUAUUUUUAAUAUCUAUGACAGGAAGUUUCGUUUUCGUCUUAGAGAUUCAAAAACGGUACACGUACAGUUCUGGUUUAAAGGACAAAAGCCCUUCUUUGUUAUGUCUUAACAAAACAAAGGAAAAAUAAACAUUCAAGAUAUUUGAAUAACGCGGAAAAAAUCUUUCCGGUUUUCAGUCGAAGUUUCGACGUACAGAAGAUAAAUUUUCUCAUUAGCCAUCGGACAAAAACCCCCUCUGACUUGAAUUCCACGUCAAUGGUUGUACCCCAACAAAAAAGAAAAGGACUUACAGAGAAUAGAAAAGAAAUUACCAAAAUUUACUCAUUUGUUGGCUUUCAAUACCUUGUGACGUAGUCAAGGUGACAAAGAAGGCUGUCUCUAUUAUGCAUGGACGACUGCAUUGAUAAUUUCUCGACGACUUAAAAAACAAGAUUUUGAGCAGCAAAUAAGAAAAAAACAGAAGUUGUCUGCCUUUUCGCGCAAGAGCGCGAGGAAGGGAGGGGAGGGAGGGGGGUUCUAUAUUAAGACAUCCUUUCAUAUCAGGAUUUUUAACCGUUUUCGAUUACGAUUCAGAUCAUGGAUAUUUUCUAUUCCCCAGGUAUUUUCGUGCUGAACGUAGUCGUCCUUAUAUUAAACAAUGACCUCACAGAAACGGGGCACUUCAUUAAACGCAGUUCUUACGUUCAUCUCCUUCUCUUCAAUUCGGCUUCAAUCAUUCUGGCAAAUGCAAUAACACGCGUGAUAACACAAGCUAUUGGUGAUGUUGAGGGAGCCUUGGAGUCGAGUUAUGUGUUUGGUACGUUUCUCCUCGGCGUUUAUAGAACAGUAUUUCUAUUCUUGGACUCGCUUUACUUCACGUACGUGAUUAUCGGAGACAAGAGUAACAUAUGCAUGUACAAAUUAAGACUCAAGGAAAAGACAGUAAUCACCAUUAUCUAAGAUCACAGAAGCCUGUUCCAGGAGUUCAGUUAGUAAAACGAAGCGCGGUAGUGGAAAAAAGAGGGAGUUUGGAACUGGUCGCGUAAUGAACGACUCGACCCAAGCCCCUCCCUCCCGUUUUGGCUCAGCCGCUACUAUCGCGCCGUUUACACUCCGGUUUAUUCGCGGAAGGCUGGGAACAGGCCACGCUCAAGGAAAUUUGAAAUACUUGAACUCAAUUUGCUGUGAUCUUUGAAAUCUAAUGGCGACCUACCCGAGGAAAUAAUUA
Molecule: messenger RNA, 1648 nt
Organism: Pocillopora meandrina
Lineage: Eukaryota; Metazoa; Cnidaria; Anthozoa; Scleractinia; Pocilloporidae
Source: the annotation of a GenBank genome assembly